AUGGCACUACAGAUAUUGCUUUGUUUCAUCUUCAUUAUCAGUGAAGUACCAGUGGAUACAGUUAGUUUAGCAUCAUGUAGCGCUGGCUGGUUCGGCUCCAGCUGUCAGUACAAAUGUCACUGUGCCAACAACCAAUGUGAUGUUGACGGAAAGUGUACAGGAGGGUCUACAUGUGUUAGGGGAUGGUUUGGUCCUCUAUGUCAAUAUCAGGAUUUAGCACAAUUGAAUGCAACUACAUUACACGCCACCCUAACAGAUGGAGACGAUGCCACAUGUUCGAGUGUUUUAUCAUUUAGCCUGACUUGGCUAAUAAAUUACCAGGUUACGUGGUUCAGAAUAGUCACACAACAGUCAAAUUCAUUACUGAGCAUUCAGCUGACUUUAAAUAAAACGGUCACCCCAACUACAUAUCUGAUCAAAGUUACUGACAGAGUCACUGACAUCCUCUGUCAGACAGAUGUCACUGCCACACAUGUGAGUCUACACUUCGGAUCAACGGUAGCACUUUGUUCUGUUUACAUUAGUGGAGGUAGAAAUGUUGCUCUAAAACAAAACACCAGCCAGUCAAGUGAUUAUACUGAAGAUGGUGUAGUGCGCUACUCGUUUCUGGCUGUGGAUGGUAACACAAGUGGGAACUUUUCACACAACACUUGUACACAUACAGCAGUAAACCGGCCAGGCUCAUGGAGAGUUACAUUUUCAAGUACAAAAAGUGUCAACCGAUACCUGCUUUAUAACAAAGACAAAGACCGUCUACGACUAAAAGGAUUCGUAUUGAACAGUUUCGAUUACACUGCUUUAAAGCUGUUUGAGUACAGAGAUACAAGUUCUAACGACAAUGUACCAAUCUACACAAUAUCAUCAAUCUUGCACGGUCCAGUGUCUUAUGUUAAUAUAUCUGUAGUAGAUAUUCUAACUCUAUGUGAGGUCGAGAUAUACGGUGAUAACGUGUGCAACACAAGAAAUUACGGCCUAGAAUGUACCAAGACCUGCAACUGUAACGACCCAACUGAGACAUGUUUUGUAGCUACAGGUGGAUGUCAGUCUGGUUGUGCUGCUGGCUAUCAAGGGGAGGGGUGUUUACAGCGUAUGUAUACUGUUCCAAAAUACGACGCAGUUAUACGCGGAUAAGGUACUUUGACCUCUUGUGAUUUGUCUAUAUAUGGUUUGUCCCCAUGUAGUUUUAUAAUAAUUUAGCUUUAUUAUGGAUUGACAAAUUAAGGCUGUCGGUCCACUCGAAAAGAAAUAUCGCUUAUAAACAAAAGUUAAAAAAGAAUACAAAUAUAUUCAAAAGAAUAAUAUUUAGUUAACAAA
Messenger RNA from Physella acuta, 1314 nucleotides. RefSeq lists its product as uncharacterized. The record is from RefSeq and is a predicted model, not a curated record. Lineage: Eukaryota; Metazoa; Mollusca; Gastropoda; Physidae.